Harpia harpyja (harpy eagle) is the source of this 1209-nucleotide messenger RNA. RefSeq names its product PHD finger protein 7-like. Bases 1 to 1209 code for a protein of 402 amino acids. The transcript has 9 exons. The record is from RefSeq and is a predicted model, not a curated record. Gene Ontology annotation, cellular component: nucleus. NCBI's taxonomy places the organism in Eukaryota, Metazoa, Chordata, Aves, Accipitriformes, Accipitridae.
AUGUCCGCGAGGAAGCAGAAGGCCCCCGGCUCCAUGGAGCAGGCAUGCCUGCUGUGUCGCCGGGCAGAGGCUGACCCGGCUCUCUGCGGGGCCAAACUGGAGAAGCAAGGGCUCUGUGCCCAUGUGUUUUGCCUGUUUUUUGCCAACAACCUUCUUCAGCAACGGAGUAGGGAUGGGGUUCGCCUUGAGGAUAUUCGACGUGCAGUCGCGCGGGCAGCGCGGAAGCACUGCUUCGUCUGUGGCGAGAGCGGGGCCACCAUCUCCUGUCGGGAAAUGGGCUGCGACCGCAGCUUCCACCUCCCCUGUGCCGUGGAGGGUGGAUGUGUCACCCAAUUUUUUGGGCUGUACAGGGCCUUCUGCUGGGAGCACCGCCCAGAGCAGGCAGUGGAGGCGGCUCCGGAGGAGAACACCACCUGCCUCAUCUGCCUGGACCUUGUGGAGGAGAGAAAGUCCUACGGCACCAUGGUGUGCCCAGCGUGCAAACACGCCUGGUUCCACAGGGGCUGCAUCCAGAAUCAGGCUAUCCACGCUGGUUUCUCCUGCUUCCAGUGCCCACAUUGUCAAAAUGAAUAUCGAUUUCUGAUGGAAAUGCUCACCAUGGGGAUCCGAAUCCCCAGGAGAGGACCAUCAUGGGAGGAUGGUGGUGCCUAUGAACAAUUAUAUGAGAGGCACAGCCGCUGCGAUGCCAGGGAGUGCCUUUGUCCAGGAGGCAGGGAGCAGGCAGAGGAAGAGGGGCCCUGGCAACUGCUCCUGUGCUGCUCCUGCGCUGCUGAGGGCACCCACAGACGCUGCUCUUUCAUGAAGCAUAGCACAACUAGCUGGGAGUGCGACACAUGUGCUGGCCUGGGCACCGCCUCCAGUGCCAGCUCGGAGCUCGCCGGCCCCAGCACUGCCAGCCAGGCAGGAUCGGGGCCUUCCCACGGCUCACCGGCACCCGACGCCAGCAGCCCCAGCACCCCUGCUCGGUUCCCUCGGGGGAAGUUCACGCCCACCCCCGUGACCGGGGGUCUCUGCCCCUGCCCCCGGGAGGUCGGCCCGGCCCGGGACGGCCUGAGCGCGGAGCGCGUCCCCCGGCGCGGCGCGGCACGGCCCGCCCGGCGCUGCCGCCCGUCUCCCGGCAACGCGGGCCGCGCCCGCCCGCCCGGCAUGGCCCUCGCGGCUCGCCGUAGCUCGGCGGCGGCGGCGGCGGCGCGGCCGGGCCGGCGGUGA